GCCAUUUUGAGCCGGGUCCGGAGCGGGGACGGAGCGGGAGGCCAUGGAUGUGAGGCGGCUGCGCGUCAACGAGCUGAAGGAGGAGCUCGGCCGCCGCGGCCUCGACACCCGGGGCCUCAAAGCCGAGCUGGCCGAGCGGCUGCAGGCCACGCUGGAGGAGGAACGCCUCGGAGGGACGUGCCCGGAGCCCUUUUCGGACGGACACUAUGGCCUCGAUGACAACGAUCACCAGAACAACCUGCAUGGAUACCAGUCUUUUGAACAAUGCAACAUUAAGCAGGAGGAGGAAUCCGGGUACGAAAGGGUACCUCUAGACCCAGACCCUCCUAGCUUACAUUCAGAAAUGAAGACAGAAUUUAAACAAGAGGAUCCCAUCCCGGGCUACAAUAUGAGUUAUGGUGCUCCUUCUGGACCCCCUCCUAACUACAAUAGUUCACAGUCUGGCUACAAUGCACCACCUUCCAAUUAUGGCAUGUCUGAUUCAUCUCAAUCCUGGCAGCAACAGCAGCAAUACCAACAGGGCCGUAAAAGGCCAUUUGAAGAGUCACGGGGCCGUGGUUAUUAUGAACAUCGAGACGAUAAGAGAGGCCGAUCUCCUCAGCCACCUGCUGAAGAUGAUGAAGACAAUUUUGAUGACACUCUGGUGGCCAUUGAUACAUAUAAUUGUGAUCUACAUUUUAAAGUUGCUCGUGACCGAUACAGUGGCUACCCUCUGACCAUUGAAGGGUUUGCUUUCCUCUGGUCAGGUGCACGAGCCACGUACGGGGUGCGCCGUGGGCGGAUCUGCUAUGAAAUGAAGAUCAAUGAAGAGAUCUCUGUCAAGCACCUUCCUCCCACGGAACCUGAUCCUCAUGUUGUGCGCAUUGGCUGGUCACUGGACUCAUGCAGCACCCAGUUAGGCGAAGAGCUUUUCUCCUACGGCUAUGGGGGCACUGGAAAGAAAUCUACUAAUUGCAAGUUUGAGAAUUAUGGCGAAUGCUUUACUGAGAAUGACAUAAUCACUUGCCUUCUGGACUUUGAGUGUGGUGAUGACAUUGAGAUGUCUUUCAUGAAGAAUGGGAAGUGGCUGGGGGUAGCCUACCGGCUGCGGAAGGACAUCCUAGGCGGCCAAGCACUCUUUCCUCACGUCCUGGUGAAGAACUGCGCCAUUGAGUUCAACUUUGGUCAGAGAGAGGACACCUUCUUUCCCGUUCCACCGGGUUUCACCUUCAUUCAGCACCUUCCACUCUCAGAGCGAGUUCGAGGGACAAUUGGACCAAAGAACAAAGGAGAAUGUGAAAUCUUGAUGAUGGUGGGGUUACCUGCUGCUGGGAAGACCACGUGGGCCAUUAAGCAUGCUGCAGCCAACCCGGGCAAGAAAUACAACAUUCUGGGAACAAAUGCUAUCAUGGACAAAAUGAAGGUAAUGGGGCUUCGACGCCAACGGAACUAUGCCGGCCGUUGGGACGUUCUCAUCCAGCAAGCGACGCAGUGCCUGAACCGCCUCAUCCAGAUUGCAGCGCGAAAAAAGCGUAACUACAUCCUGGAUCAGACAAAUGUUUAUGGAUCUGCCCAGAGACGAAAAAUGCGCCCUUUUGAAGGUUUCCAACGCAAGGCUAUUGUUAUUUGUCCCACGGACGAGGACUUAAGAGAUCGAACAAUAAAGCGCACUGAUGAGGAGGGGAAGGAUGUGCCCGAUCAUGCAGUAUUAGAAAUGAAAGCUAACUUUGCCUUGCCAGAAGCAGGCGAUUUUCUCGACUCCGUCAUCUAUAUUGAGUUGCAGCGGGAUGAAGCAGAGAAGCUGGUGAGACAGUACAACGACGAAGGCAAGAGGGCUGGCCCACCACCGGAAAAGCGCUUUGACAACCGCGGUGGCGGCGGAGGAGGCGGCUUCCGUGGGCGAGGAGGAGGUGGAGGAGGAGGAGGAGGAGGAGGCGGCGGCAACUUCCAACGCUUUGAUAACCGAGGCCCACCAGUUGGCAACCGAGGGGGCUUCCAGAACCGUGGAGGUGGUGGUGGAGGACCUGGAGGUGGUGGAGGUGGGCCUGGAGGUGGCUUCAGAGGAGGCGGAGGAUCUGGUGGAGGAGGAGGAGGACCUGGAGGUGGCGGCGGUGGAGGAGGAGGAGGCUUCAACCGGGGUGGCUACAACCAGAAUCGCUGGGGAGGUGGAAACCGAGACAACAACAACAACAACCGAGGAAAUUACAACCGGAACAACCAGCCACAGAGCAGUUACAGCCCAGUACGCAACCAGAACACUUACAAGAGCAACAGUAGUACCAUGGCUCCUGCACCCCCUGCUCCUGCCCCACCUAGUACUUACAAUCAAGGACCACAGCAAAGCUACAGCCAGUCCUACAGCCCCCCAUCCAGCUACAACCAAGGUAGUUACGGAGCUUCGAGCUACAGCUACGGAAACUAUGGUGGUUACAGCCAAAGCUAUACCCAGCCUCCUCCACCACCACCACCACCGGCUCCAGCUGCGGCUCCCGCCCCAGCCCCGGUUCCAGCUCCAGCUCCAGCUCCAGCCCCACCGACCUACAAUCAGCCCAAUUAUAACCAGUACCAACAGUACAAUCAGCAGUGGAACCAAUAUUAUCAAAACCAGAGCCAGUGGCCCCCAUACUACGGCAGCUACGACUAUGGGAGCUACGCAGGCAACUCGCAGGGAGGCUCCAGUGCCCAGUGAGGACUCCGCAUCAUUCUUAGAAAUAUCACAGCAAUGUUCUGCUGUUGGCAAGUUCGUAACUGGAUGCUGGGCAUUUCUGAGUCUGGGGGAAACCCGG
Messenger RNA from Anolis sagrei ordinatus, 2765 nucleotides. It is a transcript of the gene HNRNPUL1, whose product is annotated as heterogeneous nuclear ribonucleoprotein U like 1. Gene Ontology annotation, molecular function: RNA binding; protein binding. The record is from RefSeq and is a predicted model, not a curated record. Gene Ontology annotation, cellular component: nucleoplasm. NCBI's taxonomy places the organism in Eukaryota, Metazoa, Chordata, Lepidosauria, Squamata, Anolidae.